CGAGUCAUCAUUCGCACGGAACGAGAGAGAAAAAGCAAUUUUUAAUUGACCUGUUAUUUUUCAACUCGGAUUGGGUGAAACGGGAAGAGGCUGUUUCGUGCGCGGCUGUACCGGCCGAGAUCGUCCCCCUUUCCCUGCCGAGCCAACAGAACUGGGAUUGCACGGGGCGAGUAACAGAGACAAAGGCCACCGGGAGGGGUUAGCAUUUCUCUCCUCCCCCUUGCCCUCCCGGUCGAGCGCCCUGUCGUUUCGGAGCCGGAGCGAAGGCGAGGUCUCCCGAGGAGCUGCUCAGGCUGUGCUUUCAUCAUGGCGACAUCAUCAGCCAUUGCAGAUCAAAUCCAAAAUGAUAUUUUAAACUGCAAGAUCUGCUUUAAUAGGUUUAAGCAACCGAAGAUGUUGCCCUGCGCCCACACCUAUUGCUUUGACUGCCUGGAAAGCAUGGUGAGUAGAAACAGAAGGAUCCGUUGUCCCGAGUGCAGGGACGAGGUGGACGUGAGCGGCGGCGUCAGCCAGCUAAAGACCAACUUUCACAUCAACAGCCUUAUGGACCUCUUCCAGACGCAGGAGAGCGAGGAGGCGGCCUGCGGCCUGUGCGCCACGGCGGGGAAGAACAGGCCUUCUGCGGCAGCUCAGUGCAAGACCUGCUCCGUUCACCUCUGCCCCUCUUGCAAGGUCAGGCACAUGGCGGGCAACCCGGGCCACGUGUUGAAGAGCCUGCCGGGAUUCAGCUCGGGCCCCUGUGAGGCCGAGGUGAAGAUGCAGAAGAAGGUGUACUGCCAACAACAUCCCAGAAUGCUGGUGGAUUACUUCUGUAACACCUGCAGCAGCACCAUCUGUACCAGUUGCUUGAGCUCUCAUGCCCAGCAUAGAAAAACGCCAGUGGCUAGAGCAGUGGAAACCGCGAGACCCUUAGUGACGAAGCUCAUUGGAAGACUGAAUACUGAGCUUCAGUCACUGGCCCAGCAGGAGGACAGCCUCAGCGAUGCAGGGAACAGGCUGAAAGCUACAGAGUGCUCCCUGAUGUCAAUGAUCGAAAGUACCCUGACAGAGGCCAUAAACAACCUGAUCAAGCAAGGCGACGCCGUCAAGGCCACCCUCGCCGAUUACGUCAGGGAACAGGAGGAGUUGUACAGGAAUGCCAAGGCGGACCUUCAGCACCAGAUAAAGAAGGCGGAAGGGACCAGGGAGUUUGCCGAGCGCAUCCUGCAGUCUGGCCAGGCGAGAGAGAUAGUGUGCCUGAAGUCCAUUGUAGAAGAGCAUGUUAACGCUGUCCAAGCACUGAAGGUGCCCACGGGAGAGAAAACCAGUCCCAGCCUAAAGGUCAAUGAAUCAGUAAAGAAAGAAAUUUUUCAAUCGAACCUAUUCAGCAUCACGUUCGAGGAUGAAUCCAUUCCUAGGGCCCAAACUACUCCAGCCAGAACAGAGCAGCAUAGGAGUCCAGGCAAUUCUCGUCAGGCGAGCGUUCCGGUUCCUCAACCCAAGCAAAAGGUGCGGAACAUGUUCAGCUUCAACACUGAGCUGUCGCACGAAGAGUACGAUCCCAAGUUGACUGGUGUUAGCGUUGCCCGCGAUGGAACCAUCAUCGUCGUGGAUGAAGAGAACUCCAGUCUGAAAUGCUUCACGGACGCUGGACACCUUAUUCAGACUAUCUCGCUGCCCGAUGACGACGACGACCCGUGCAGCAUUGCUGUGUGCGACGACACUAUUGCCUGCUCGGCGGGGAACAAACUCUACUUUCUGGAGCUGGACGGAGGUUUUCUGAGGAAGCUCUUCCUGCGUGGUUCUGAGUCCAGUUACCCCAUCGCUGCCUACGAAGACGAGUAUGUGGCGGUGAGCGAGGGGGCCUUGUGCUCCCUGUCUCUCUACGAUGUCGACGGGCACGUGGUCAGCAGGGUCAAGCCGCACGGCUACGAAGGCGUCAGGUUUCUUUUCCUGGCGAUCAACUCUUCGGAGGAGUUCAUCGUAGCCGACAGUGGGAAGAAAUGUAUUGUCAUAUUCGACAGGGACGGGGUGGUCCUCACUGUCUGUGAGCAGAUCACUUUGAACGGGCUGGAUUGUGCAAUAAAACCGUAUAGCAUUUGCACGGAUGUAAAUGACAAUAUCCUGGUCACUGAGCGAAAUAGAAUCCUUUUAUUUUGGUCAGAUGGAACUUUUAGGGAGGAGCUGUUGAACACAGGAAAUGGACUUCACAAACCUCGUGUCAUUACUGUUAACGAUGAUAACAGCCUCAUCGUCACUCAAGGCAAUGGGUUUGUUUCAUUGUACAAACUUGACUUCUCUUAGCUUCAGAGCAGGGGUUCAGAGUGAGCACAACCUCCUUAUGCCCUGCAUAAUGAGGGGAGGUGCUUCGGGGGCAAGGGAAGGCGGUACUUAAAACCCACAAUGUAGUUUGAGUCUAGUUCAGUGCAACCUGUACAUACACGCGGUGGCCACUUUAUUAGGUAUGUUCGUGGCCUUUUACUGCUGUCGCCCCAUCCACUGCAAGGUCGGAUGUGGUGUGUGUUCAGAGAUGCUCUUUUGCACACCACUGCUGUAAUGCAUGGUUAGCUGAGUUACUGUCUCCUUCUUGUCACCUUGAACCAGUCUGCCCAUUCUCCUCUGACCUCUCUCAUUAACAAGGCGUUUUCACCCACAGAACUGCUACUCACUGGAUGUUUUUUUUUGUUGCACCAUUCCCGGUAAACUCUAGAGACUGUUGUGCGUGAAAAUCACAGGAGGUGCUCAAACUGCCCUGGCUGGCACCGACAAUCAUUCCACGGUCCGCUUUUGUUCCCUAUUCUGAUGUUUGGUCUGAACACCAACUGAACCUCUUGACCACGUCUGCAUGCUUUUGUGCAUUGCGCUGCUGCCACGUGAUUGGCUGAUUAGAUAUUUGCAUUAACAAGCAGGAAUACCCAAUAAAGUGGCAACUAUCUGUACAUAAACCAUUCCAAAAAGAUUAACAUUCCAAAGCAUGACAUAAAGAGUUCUGGCAGGCAAAAUCCGCCAACAUUUUUCAUUGAUGUCUCUUUCUAACGGGCACCAUCAUCUCACCAUGACCCCACAGACUUAGAUCUGGACUCCAUUUAGACCAUAAUCAGGCCAUUUGGCCCAUUGAGUGUGCUCCACCAUACCAUCAUGGCUGAUUUAUUAUCCCAAAUGCGUUUGUUCCACUUCCUCACGUCCCCCAAUGAUUUGCAGGGUCUUUGUGCUCCAGUCAUUUCUACGUCACAUGAAAUACACUUGAGAGAUCUCAGAUCAGUUAGUAAGCACAGUGGUACAAAACAACAACAGUGUCCCUCAUUUGACAUGGUUGGCACACAGUGUCAGAAAUGGGGUUGGCGCACGUGACUGAAAUGGAUCCAGCUAUAUUGACGGUGUUCUUCUGGUUCUGGGCCUUUGUCAGAGUGGAGCAAGUUUCACUUUUCACUCUUGGGGCGAAUUUGACGCUAAUAUUUCAUACUGCCUGAAACAUUCCAAGCAUGGUCCUUGCACCCGAGGAGACAACGCUAGCAUUCCUCCAGCAGACUUUUCGCCUCUGCAGUUUCCAGCAUUUGUUGGCUCUUGUGCCUCCCGUUUAUUUUAAAAUAUAACUUGCUUCUUUUUAUUCUUAAGGCCAACACCCAUGCUGGAGUAUAGGCCACCCGACAGCAGCUCCUCUGUCCUGGGCAAAAGGUUGAUGGGCCAUGUGGCUUCCCCUUUCACCACACGACUUCAUACGCCUUCGAGGUGAAGAUCCUUUCUCUCCCGGGGAUGAGGUCUUUGGAGCUAAUGUUGGUUCUGCUGUAGCUUUGGGUCUUUACAGGUGGGGUUGCUAGCUCCCUGCCCAACCCUCCUCUCACGUUCGGGCGUGGCGGGGUGAAAACUUACCAUUACCAGCUUAAAACUGCACUCUAUCUGCUUUUUGAUCUCUACCAUCUGUUUACUGUUGAGAUUGUUUCCCCCCCCCACCACCGUGUUACCAAACAGUUGAGGAUGAGACAUGGACCAUGUUUUGUCUGGACUGCUCUCUGUAAUCAGCUUGUAUGUUUUCCCCGUGCCCGCGUGGGUUUCCUCCCACAUUCCAAGAACGUGGGUUAGUAGGUUAGUUGAUCACAUGGGUGUAAUUGGGCAGCACAGGCUCGAUGGGCCAAAGGGCCUCAUUACUGUGCUGUAACUCCAAGUAGAACAGAUCAUUAACGAAAAUUACUCAUUGGGAACUAACGCGGAGAGCUUUGGUGAUGACUUUGUUAUAAGCAGUAAAUAAUACAUUAAUAAAGACGAUUAUUUUAGUGAUGAUUUAUUGAGGGUAAAGGAAAAGUUUUUGCUUGUUAUAUAUGGUAUCUAGUGUUUAACAAGCAUAGUAAAGAAAUGCUUCUUAAGUAGAAAAAAUGUAAACAAAUCCAAAAACAAAAGCUUAAGAAUUUGUUCUGAUUACCUUUUGAGAAAUCAACAAAAAUCAGUAAAAUCAUAGGCUUGAAGAUCAAGGAAAUUCCAUAGGGAGUUGACUGUAUUGUCGAGCUUUACACCUGAUUCCAGUGUUGGGCUUCCAAUGAACAGUUCUUGGUUAAGAUCCAGAAUGAAUAGUGACCUUUGAUUAGCUCUCCCAAUCCUAUUGAUUUAGUCAUGUUGGCGAUUAUGUUAACAGUGUAAGUGCCAGAUCCUGUUGUUAUUGUGCUUGCUGAAAAAUAACCAAUUAUUCCAUUCUAUCCAAUGUACUCCAAUGUACUCUUUUACUGCAGCAUCUUAAAAACGUUGAAAUAAAAUUUAUUUUGAAGUUCCUUAAUGUUACUUAUG
Mobula hypostoma (lesser devil ray) is the source of this 4755-nucleotide messenger RNA. Its product is annotated as E3 ubiquitin-protein ligase TRIM56-like. The transcript has 2 exons. NCBI's taxonomy places the organism in Eukaryota, Metazoa, Chordata, Chondrichthyes, Myliobatiformes, Myliobatidae. Gene Ontology annotation, biological process: protein monoubiquitination. Gene Ontology annotation, molecular function: zinc ion binding; ubiquitin protein ligase activity. The record is from RefSeq and is a predicted model, not a curated record. Bases 307 to 2283 code for a protein of 658 amino acids.